AGCACUGACAUCUGUCAUAUGCGGUCAGUUGUGUGAAAAUUGUUUAGUUUUAAGGUUAUAAUAAAUUCAUUUUUAAAAAUGAAAAUGUUUAAAAAAAUGUUCAUGCAAUUUAAUAACUUAAUAUUGUAUUUUUAAGCAGCAAAUAGUAUUAAAACAAUUGUAUUUUAUUAAGUAGACAGUAGAUAUUUGUCAUUUGAUUUCGUCGAAUAAUAUUUCAUUAAAAAUGCAAGCUUUGGGUGUCACAUGGCGUAGGAUAACAAGCAAUGUUCGGAUAUCCAGUGCUUCUACUGUUUUCAGAAAUGCAGUUAAAAUUGCUUUUAGUGAUAAAUAUUUAUUUUAUACUAAUGUUACCAUAUCUGUAACCUUAUCUUCUAUAGGUGAUAUCGUUGAACAAACCUAUGAAGUAUAUAGUAAAGAAUUAGAUAAAUAUAAUCCUAAAAGAACUGUGCACAUGGCAUUUUCGGGUGCUGCAGUAGGCGUUCUAUGUCACCAUUGGUACAAGAUUUUAGAUAGAUUUAUAGUAGGUAAAACAUUUGACAUGGUGACAAAGAAAUUAUUACUAGACCAAUUAAUAUUUUCACCAAUUAUGAUUGUAACAUUUUUUGGUAGCCUCGCACUGUUCGAGCAGGAUCCUGUUGCAAAUUUUAAAGAGGAAGUUAGACACAAGUUUCUUACAUUAUAUCAUGCGGAGUGGUUAGUCUGGCCUCCGGCGCAGGUUAUUAAUUUUUAUUUCCUACCAACUAGAUAUAGGGUUUUGUACGAUAGUACAAUAUCCCUAGGGUAUGAUGUUUACACUUCUCAAGUUAAACAUAGAAAAUCAUCACUUAAAAGUCUACCUCAGGAAUCAAAGGCCGGGGCUUUUAGUAAAUAAUGUAUGUUCAAUACGAUUUAUUUCCGAUGGUAAAUGUUCCUUUCUGUUGCACAUAUGUAGUUAAUUACAUAGUAAAAUACAACAUGGAAGAAGCUUCAUUGUGAUAAUUGUAAAUGAAUAAGUAUACAUUGUUAAACAAUUAUUUGUUGUAAUAUAAUAAUUAUACAUUAUUAUAUAAAAUUGUU
This is a messenger RNA of Melitaea cinxia (Glanville fritillary), 1056 nucleotides long. Its product is annotated as mpv17-like protein 2. Bases 224 to 871 code for a protein of 215 amino acids. Gene Ontology annotation, cellular component: membrane; cytoplasm. Gene Ontology annotation, biological process: mitochondrial ribosome assembly. Lineage: Eukaryota; Metazoa; Arthropoda; Insecta; Lepidoptera; Nymphalidae. The record is from RefSeq and is a predicted model, not a curated record. The transcript is spliced from 2 exons.